AUGGCGCAGGCGGAUAAAAACGGCGAUGGAGAGCUGUCCAUCAAGGAGUUCCUGAAUUGGGCCUUCGCCGAGAGUGAUAUUAUCACCAGCAGCAAAGGCAACAUGACACUUCGUGUGGAAGGUUGUCCAAGAGAGGAGUUUAAUGGUGAUUAUGUGCAGGACGGGAAGUUCUACAACCACCGGCCCACCUUCUACUGUCGAGAGAACGACUAUUGCAUGUUCUACCUUGACGAUCUAAAAGCUUGGUGCAUCUUCUGGCGAGUUUCUCCAAAAUAUUCCAGUUGUCGUUUGAAGACCUCACGGGGGCCGCAUAUGGCCUCGGAGGGUGAAGCCUGGCACGUCUGGACCAAGGAGAAGAAAGCCUUCGUGAAGUCGCCGGCGAUGGUUUGCAGAUUGUUGACGGCUGAAGAACUCGUGGCCUUGGCGCCCGACACCGUCAUCAUAAAUUUUGAACAAAUAGGCCAUUGCUGGUUUGAGGCGCCUGGGGCUGUUGGCUCCAAAAGGAACACUGCCGCUGGCCACAGUGAGUGCUUCAAGAAGACAAAGGAGAUGAAGAACGACCGUCCUGUCUACCAAGCUUGGAAUAACCUGUGCAACGAGUUCAAUGCCCGAUACUUGUUCUAUCAUGGCAAGAAGAAGUAUUGGAUGGUGGGAGUCGGAAGUACCGAGACGGACAGGUAUCGCCCCACGGUGCCACAUGAGCUGGAUGCCGACGGCUACCCACCUGCUAAGGGCGGCAGGUGCAAGGUCUUCCAGAGGGUUGGAAAGAUCCGGACUUUCCAGCCAAUAAGGCCUAUUGGGAGCGCCUGGCUGCUUACACUUCGACUCCGGUCCUUUUUGACGACGCUGAACCUGGAGAUGUUCUUCAAGGAAUGUGAUUGCUGGUUGCUCUCUGCCAUUGCUGCAGUGGCGGAGUUCCCCAAUUUCUUCAAAGACCAUCUCUUCGUGACCCAGGAGAUUCCAGAGGAUGGGAAGUACGAGAUCAAGCUGUUUGAUUGCAAGUUGCAGGAGUGGAAGGUGUGGGCGAUUGACGACUACAUUCCAACCAAGCGAUGGGGUGAGAAAAUUUAUACCUUGUGCGCAGCUGUCGCAGACCACAAAAUUUUGGUGCCGCUGGUGGAAAAGGCCAUCGCCAAAAUGUGCGGAUCCUACACAAAGUUGGAAGCCGGCAGGGCCACGACUGCGUGGGCGCAUCUCACAGGCUGCUGUGACAUUGUGAAGAUUUGGGGCAGCUUCACAAAUCCGCUGGAAUGGGUCGUCACAUCGGAGGAAGGCCUUUGGGUCCGUGAGGAGAACCAGCGCGCGAGCAAACGAAUCGGGAAGCUGGAGAAAGGUGCUCGCUUUCAAGAAGUGGAGCGGGCCAGAUCUUGCAUCAGGUUCAAGAAGCUCGAGGGCAGUGGCCCUGAGGAGGGCUUCGUUUGGUACUACAAAGGUGGAAAGAAGACUGCAGAGAGAGUCACGCCAAUGACAAUCACAAAAUUUGAAAGAAAGAUCGUGGACAACCCGCGUUUUGCUGACGAUGACGCUGACACUGCGAUCUAUGAGACACUGGACACGAAAGACAUUGAUGGCAAGGAGUUUUGGCAAUUGCUCCUGGAAUACGACCAGUCCAAUUUCCUCAUGUGUGCGGCGAUGAACAUCAUUUGUGAUGAGCGCCUUUCUGGCAUCAUGCCGGAACACGCGUACUCAGUUCUUCAAGCCAAAGAGGUUGAGGGCUUGCGCUUCGUGCAGCUGCGGAACCCCUGGGGCCACGAUGAAUGGGGCGGCCCAUGGAGCGACCGCUCGGACGAGUGGGCGGCCAAUCCAACGAUCCAGGAAGGUCUGAAGGCGCACGAGUUGACCUUUGACGGCAAGUUCUGGAUGGAAUACGAAGACUUUCAGUAUGUAUUUGGCAAUUUGGAUGUCACCAAGAAAGCGAUGCCGACGAAGCGCGCAGAUUUCCCAGCACAGCCCCAGGACGAGUUGGCGGAGGAUUGCGAUGAAAAAUCAUGA
Effrenium voratum is the source of this 1992-nucleotide messenger RNA. The record is from the annotation of a GenBank genome assembly. NCBI's taxonomy places the organism in Eukaryota, Dinophyceae, Suessiales, Symbiodiniaceae.